AUCGGAUCAGAAGUUGGAUGUUAGGUAUUCCUCGAGCUUCCAUUCUCCUGAUCUGCACUUUCCGAAACGCCCCCUCUUUUUCCGCUUCUUCGUGAUUCUUUUAUCUUACUCUCCACAUCCUCUCUCGCUGAUCCCAGAAGUGCACCUUUUGCAUCAACAUCCCUACCAAAACCCACCGAACAAUCAUCAACGAACGAACGAGCACCAUGGCUGAAUGUCCCAUUCGAGAAUCCAACGUUGGUGGCGGCGGCACCCGGAACCGCGACUGGUGGCCAAAUGAGUUGAAGCUCAACAUCCUUCGCCAGCACACGGCCGUCACCAAUCCACACAACAAGGACUUUGACUACGCGGCUGCCUUCAAGAGCUUGGACUACGAAGGACUGAAGAAGGAUCUCCAUGCGUUGAUGACGGAUUCGCAGGAGUGGUGGCCCGCCGACUUUGGCCACUACGGUGGUCUCUUCAUCCGCAUGGCAUGGCACAGCGCAGGCACGUACCGCGUGUUCGACGGUCGUGGCGGCGGCGGCCAAGGCCAGCAGCGCUUUGCGCCUCUCAACAGCUGGCCAGACAACGUCAGUCUCGACAAGGCCCGGCGCCUUCUCUGGCCCAUCAAGCAGAAGUACGGCAACAAGAUCUCGUGGGCAGAUCUGCUGCUUUUGACCGGCAAUGUUGCCCUCGAAUCCAUGGGCUUGAAGCCCUUUGGCUUCGCCGGCGGCCGUGAGGACACCUGGGAGGCUGACGAGUCUGUCUACUGGGGUGGCGAGCUGACGUGGCUGGGCAACGACGUCCGCUACUCCAAAGGCCACGAAGGCGUGAAAGGGCACGGUGUCGUUGACGCCGAUGAGUCGAAGAAGGACUACAAGGACAUUCACACCCGCGACCUGGAAACCCCGCUCGCAGCCGUUCACAUGGGUUUGAUCUAUGUCAACCCCGAAGGCCCCGACGGCAUUCCCGACCCUAUUGCCUCGGCCAGGGACAUCCGCACGACCUUUGCCCGCAUGGCCAUGAACGACGAGGAGACUGUUGCGUUGAUUGCCGGUGGCCACAGCUUCGGCAAGACCCAUGGCGCAGCUCCUUCGGAAAAUGUCGGCAAGGAACCCGAGGCGGCCCCCAUCGAGCAGCAGGGCCUCGGAUGGACCAACAAACACGGCUCCGGAAAGGGUCCCGACACCAUCACCAGUGGCCUCGAGGUUAUCUGGACCAAGACUCCAACCAAGUGGAGCAUGAACUUCCUCGAGUACCUGUUCAAGUAUGAGUGGGAGCUCACCAAGAGCCCCGCUGGCGCGAACCAGUGGGUGGCGAAGGGUGCCGACGCCAUCAUCCCCGAUGCCUACGACGCGAACAAGAAGCACCGGCCCACCAUGCUGACGACCGAUCUUGCGCUGCGAUUCGAUCCGGCGUACGAGAAGAUCGCCCGCCGCUACCUCGAGAACCCCGAUCAGUUCGCCGACGCCUUCUCCCGCGCCUGGUUCAAGCUGCUGCACCGCGACAUGGGCCCGCGAUCUCGCUGGCUCGGUCCGGAAAUCCCAUCCGAGGAGCUGAUCUGGGAGGACCCCGUCCCGGCUCUCGACCAUCCAGUCAUCGACGACAAGGACAUUGCCGCUCUGAAGAAGGAGAUCCUCGCGACCGGCGUGGAACCUGCCAAGUUGAUUUCCACCGCCUGGGCAUCGGCUUCCACAUUCCGCGGCAGUGACAAGCGCGGCGGCGCCAACGGUGCUCGUAUCCGCCUCGCUCCCCAGAAGGACUGGAAGGUCAACAACCCCCAACGUCUCGCCGAGGUGCUCGGGGCACUGGAAGGCGUGCAGGAGAAAUUCAACAGCUCUGCAUCCGGCGGGAAGAAGGUCUCCCUGGCCGAUCUCAUCGUGCUAGCCGGUUCCGCCGCCCUCGAGAAGGCAGCCGGUGUUCCCGUUCCCUUCACGCCCGGCCGCACGGAUGCCUCGCAAGAACAGACCGACGCCCAGUCUUUCGAGCACCUGGAGCCGUACGCCGACGGGUUCCGUAACUACGGCAAGGGAACGCCCCGGGUGCGGACCGAGCAGCUCCUCGUCGACAGGGCACACCUGCUCACGCUCACCGCCCCGGAGUUGACGGCGCUCGUGGGCGGACUGCGCGUCCUCGGCGCCAACUACGACGGCUCGUCUCACGGCGUCUUCACCACGCGCCCUGGCCAGCUGACCAACGACUUCUUCACCAACCUGCUGGACGUGAACACGGCCUGGAAGGCAACCGAUGGCGAGGUCUACGAGGGUUCCGACCGCAAGACCGGCCAGAAGAAGUGGACUGCCACUCGCGCCGAUCUCGUGUUUGGCUCCCACGCCGAACUGCGCGCUGUUGCCGAGGUCUAUGGUAGUGCAGAUGGCCAGGAAAAGUUUGUGAGAGACUUCGUGGCAGCUUGGGCCAAGGUGAUGAAUUUGGACCGCUUUGAUUUGGCCCGGGGUGCCUCAAAGUCUGCUGCGCCAAAGCUGUAGGAUGGGGUCUAUUUACUUAUAAUUAGAUCUUGUCCCCUAGAAUGCAUCGGAAUAAGUUUGGUGCCAGAUAGUCAACAGUUGAACUUUGUCACUGCCAUUGAGCUUAAAAGUCAUUAUCCUCAUGUGCCAACCUCCUCUAUCUAGUCCUCCCUGUUACACAAGAAUAAUGAACCUGUUGUACUCCAAACCAAUCACAAGGCAAGGCACAAUGUUAUUAUCUCCUCCAAGAUGACGUUCAUAGCCACAGCCAUCAUCCUGGUCUAUAUGAUAGCGACUGAGCGAGG
Molecule: messenger RNA, 2749 nt
Organism: Phialemonium atrogriseum
Lineage: Eukaryota; Fungi; Ascomycota; Sordariomycetes; Cephalothecales; Cephalothecaceae
Product: heme peroxidase
Exons: 1
Coding region: 207-2465 (752 amino acids)
Biological process (GO): hydrogen peroxide catabolic process; cellular response to hydrogen peroxide
Cellular component (GO): cytosol
Molecular function (GO): catalase activity; heme binding
Source: RefSeq, a predicted model, not a curated record